Molecule: messenger RNA, 11334 nt
Organism: Rotaria socialis
Lineage: Eukaryota; Metazoa; Rotifera; Eurotatoria; Philodinida; Philodinidae
Source: the annotation of a GenBank genome assembly
AUGUACCAAACCACCACCUCCGGUAGUACUAAUGGGAAUUCGUCUGCUACUUUAAAUACUCACCCGACACAUCUAUCCUUCAAAAUAGUUCAAACAGAUACUUGGACUGAUUUACUUCAAAAAUUCAAUUUACAAGAAUCGAGAUCGAUCUCGAUUACUCAAUUAACGAGUUCCAAUGAUUAUCAGUUAGCAUUACGUUGCACAGAUGGACUACGAAUAUUUCAAUUCUUACCACAACAGAAUACUUGGAAAGAAAUAUUGUAUGAAGAAGUUUUUUGUGAUAAUAAUGGAUUCGAUAAAGCAUGUUAUCCUGUACAGUUUUGGAAAAUACCUUCAUUAAACAAAGAAAUAUUAAUUUCUAGAGUUCAACAUGGCUUUUAUUUCGCUGAUUAUGAUGUAUCACAACAGAGAUUGCACCACUUAGCACAAGAUACACUUUUUCCAGAUUCCAGUCGUUGGUAUGAUGAAUGUAAUCUAUUACAAUGGGGUUCAUUUUAUGGAUCGGAUACGCCACUAGGAUUAUUUACUCGACAUAUUGAACAAGGCGUUCGUUUUUAUAUACUCAAUCCGAAUGGUUUUCAAGAUAAACAACGUCCAAUAUGGAAAGAUGAAAAGACAAAUAAGAGUCUAUCAUCACUGUUACCGCCAACCGCCAAUGAUGAUCAUUUUGAAUUUGCUGAUAUUCGAAGCAAUGGUACAACAAAUAUUAUUCGUCAAAAUGAUCAAGGACUUUCUAUUUACGGUUUUCAAAUGACGAUCGAAGGCUUUGUUCUCACAGAAUUAAUCAAAACUAAUCUAUGUAAUAAAGAUUCAGGAUGGCGACCAGGACGAGAUAAACUAUGGUUUGUUCGCCUAACGAAAAGCCAAUUUUCUAAUUUAGUGUUAUUGCAGUUUGAUGGCUUAAGAGUUUAUCAAUAUAUCGAAGAAGAAAAACGCUUUGAUUGCUUGAAUCAUGAUACAUCUAUGGCAGAACGAUUUGGAUGGCAUAAGGAACAUUCUGAUUCUUUGUUAUUUGAUGAUAUCAGUGGUGGCGGUCUCAUGCAAAUGAUUUACACCGGACCUCGCGGUUUGACAAUAUGUUCUUUUAAUCCUGAUACUCGUAAAUGGGAAAAUAAUUUGAAUCCGGAUCAAUUAAAUCUACAAAACAAAUAUGCUAUUCCUUUCAUGUGUAUUCCUUCGAACAGAAGUCCAACUCAAACAUCUAUAUUGAUUACAAAGCAUAAUGGCCAAUUGAACUGUUUAACAAUUGAAAAGGAAAUUGUUCAGUCGAAUUUUGUAGAAAAUGUAUCAGUAUCAAACUUAAAACCAUCUCCAAGCAGUCCAUCCAAAAGUCAAGAAAUGAAAGUUAUAAAAUCAAGACUAGUUCCACCACAAGGUGAACUUAUGGAUCGACCAAAAUCUGUCUCGUUUUUACGAGAUACUCUUGAUAUUAAGCCUUUACUAUCUGCUGUUAAUACUAAUAGCGGUAAAUUGGACUUUACUUUGCCUUUUCUAAGUUUGAAUACAGGAUCUAAUGGUUUGCAAAUGCAAUUAGCAUUACGAUAUCAAGGCAUUAAUCAGCAUGCGUCAAUUUUGGGAGUUGGGUGGGGUCUUGUUGAAGAUUAUAUCGCCGUAGAUUAUCAAGGGAAUGUUGAUCCUCUGACACAUCGUUAUUAUUGGGCAACGAGCCAUGGUAGUAUGCCACUAUUGUGUCGAAGUUCACAGACUGCUCAUAUCCAAAGUUUCAGGUUGGCUACUAGCUAUCAUUUAUUUUUAAUCAAAAGUUUAAAUGUCAACAGCCUGCCUGAUAUUCAAGAAAACGCAAUUAUUCUAGUUGGACCAAUAGAAAAUAAUGAUUACUACGCAUAUCGUAUACAAAAUAAUCAAUGGCUAACAAAUACUGAAGAUAAUCAGUUAACCAAAACUUUAAUCAAAAAUAUUGAUGUCAACAACUUAGAGCCAGUAAAUCCAAAUGGACUAAUUCAAAUCACUGAUAAAAAUUUUAAGAACAUUGUCAAAAUCAUACGAAUGGCUACUUUAAAUGAAAAUUAUUUUGAUAUGAAUAUAACUUAUUAUUCGGAUAAACAAUAUUGGGAAAUGAAGACUUUGGAAGGAGAAAAGCGAAUAUAUGGUAAUGCUGAACAGCAAAUCGGUACAACUGAUGCUAUUGCUUGGACAAUUGGUUGGGAAAAUUGGUUAGGAAUAGGAAAUGAUACGAAAUACCAAAAACGAUAUCCUGUAAGAUGGCACUUGAAAGAAAUUCACGGAUACGAAGCCGAAAAGAUUACUUACAAUUAUGAGAAUGUUCAACGUCAAGUAGGUAAUGAAUCAUUUACACAAUCUGUCUAUCUUAAAUCAAUAUCGGAUAAUUACAAUAGUACUGUUCAGUUCAAUUAUGAAAAUAAGUUCUUAGAAGAAUACCAAGAACCUAUUCUCAAUGAUGGAGAUGGGAAUUUAAAACUCUCUUCAACAUUUGGUCAAUAUUUGAAAAAUAUCAUAAUUACAACUCGUGUAAAUGUUCAAACAAUUGAAUUUAAAUAUCAACUUCAAAAUCAAAUUCGUCAAUUAGUUGCAUUGUCCCAACUAGAAGAUACAGACCAAGAUCCAAUACUGGCAUUUUCUUAUAAAGACUAUGAUAGUUCUACCCAAUUAGAUCAAAUAUGUUUGCCUAGUGGAGAAAAACUCAAUUUUAUUUAUCAUAUUAAUAAACUUAAACGCAUCGGACACUCUUUAGAUUUUUAUUCAGGACAAUAUGUUCUACGCGAACAACCUCAGAUUACAAGUGGACCGAAUUAUUUAAUCUUAAGUGAAGUCUCCGGAGGAAUAUUAAAUUUUAAAAUUUUACAAAUUGAUAAAUAUCCUUUCGUUAAUGUACCAAGUACUCAACAAGUAUCUAUGUAUCGAGCUUUUGCUUGUCAAGAUUAUUUUGGAUUCAUUAUCAAAAACUAUGACAAUACAUUUACAUUAUCGCUUUACCAUCGUGAUUCGAGUGGUGAAUGGCUUGUUAAACCCAAACAAUAUUCAACAUCAGACUUGAAAAUACAAUGGGUUGAUAAUGUUUUAAUUAUCGUCAAUCCACAACAACAAAUCAUUAUCAUUGAUUGGAAUCUUGAACAACAGGUUUGGCAAGACAAAGUUUUAUCAAGACCUGCAAACGUUUCCCAAAAUUCACAAAUUUUCUUUGCUAUAAAUCAAUCUCUUGUAGUAAUUUAUGAUGAUCAACAUCUGUGGAUAGGACAUCGAGAUUUGAAUAAGAAUUGGCAAACAAAAUUCCUUAAACAUAUUCCAAAUUAUUUAUCAAAAAGUAAACAAACACUUGAGAAAUUUGAACUAAGCUCAGCCUCAUCAGAAAAACUUUAUGACUAUUUAAAACAAUACGUAUUACAAUCUUAUAAUAAUAUUAUAUGUGUAUCGUCAUGGCAAGAAGAAAAUGGUUACCUAAAAUCCGUAAUAAGUAUUUUUAUAUUGGAUUCAAGCUAUAAUAUUCGAUUUGAAAAGUUGGAUACAGUCAUUCAACAAGAAUCUUACAAAGAGAUAUUUUCAAAGCCUCAAGAACAAGAAUUUAUUAAAGACGAGAAAAUCACGUAUCGUUUAAUGUAUCAAAAAUGUAAUAACAAAUUUCGAGUUGUUUUCGAACCUCAAGAAGUGACUAAAGAAGUAAAAGACGAAAAAGUGAAACGUCUUCGUCUAUAUCAAUUAAAUAAUCAAGAAAUUAAAGUCACUAUUCAAGAUGUUAAAGGAUUUGUACUUUUUAAUAAACAAACGGGAAAAUGGUUUACAGAUAUGACUGAAAAUUUACGAACUGAUUCUCAAUUUGUAGCUGAAUAUUUUCAAGAUAUAUUAUUAGUUGAUUUAACUAAAUAUCUUCCUCAGCUUAAUAUCAAUCAAAUUACAUGUGGCAAUAAGAAAUGGUUAUUUGAUGGAUAUCAAUGGCAAGAAAAAAUCAUUGAUGAAGAUAUAUUACAAGGAAAUAAAUUUGUUUAUACAUUAGGUCAAGAUUAUAUAUUACAUAAAGCAAAUAAAGAAGCUUCGUUUAAACUUUAUAAACAAGAUACGAAAGGACAAGCAACUGGUGAUUGUUUGUUUGAUUUUACUGCAUGGUCUUUGGAAAAUAUUUACAAUGGGUAUCCAAAUUAUAUCGCUUAUAAACCCAAUAAUAAUUGUAUUUUCAUUUUGCCAAUUAAAAAGAAAAAAAUAGGUACUGCUUAUUAUGUAGCAGAUGGUAAUUUAACACCAUGGAGUAAUUCACAAUUGUUAGUUAUUUCUCAAUCUAAUUCACAAGAAGAAAACAGUCAAAUCUUUACGAUCUAUUCAAAUCCUGGACGCUGUGAACCGUAUCUCGAUCCAGUCAUUGUUAAAACUAGUUUGGAAAUAGGAAAUGAGAAACGAUAUACUGGUUAUCAUUAUUACGAACAAUCCACGAUUAUUACGAAUGAAAUCAUCAUGUAUUCUAAGACAGAUAUAAUUCCAGGUGCUGACAAGUUACGUCAUGGAUGGAUUGAAAGUAAUAAUGAAUCAGAUAAUAAUGUUCAACGACGUUAUUUUAAUGCCAAAAAAGAAGAAAUUUCAGCUCCAUUAGAAAAUAAAAAGCCAUACAAUUCGAGAGAUAAUUCUGAGCCUGAAUCACUACCCGAUCCAAAGACAUCUUUAUUUAUAAAUAAAACAAAAUUAGAAAUAGCUCAAUUUUACAAUGCAAAUCUUCUAGACGAGGAAGCUGCAUAUCUAGGUUUUGAAUCUUAUGAAAUAGAUUAUGCACUAGGAUGGAAAUAUCAACGUCAAAAUUUAAUAAACAAUGAUUGGUCGUUAACCGGAGAGUAUUGCUUACGAUUAAAGAACAAAAAUGAUUUUCUACGUCGAACUUUUAAUCCAAAAACUCAAAGUCGUUCUUAUCAAGCAGCAUGUUGGAUGCGAAUUACAAAUGAAAACCCUGAGUCAAUUGAUGCUUUUAAAGCGAUUAUUAAAACAAACAAAGAAGACAUUGUCGGGAUUGUAACAGCUAAUUUAUUAAUUUGUCGAGGUGAAUGGUGUUAUUUCGAAAUCAAUAUUGAUCUACCACAAAUUAAAAAUGAUGGAGCUUUAACACCCAUCUAUUCGGCAAAAGUGAAUGAUAAACUUUACUUUUUUCAAGAAGAUGCAAUUGAAAUUGAAGUGGAACAAAAUCCUGGUUUUAGUGCUUUGGGUAUUUCACGAAGUACAGCAGCUGAACAACUCUUUUCUAAUGCACAUGAUCUUGAACUACGUUCUUUAGUAGCUCCGGAAAUACAGAUCGCGUUCUUACAAAAUACAUUACCGGAUAUAAUGGUGAACAAAUCCGCUUACAAAAAUAUUCACGAACGAUAUAAACAACAUCAAGCAAAUGUUAAUCAAUGUGUUUAUCAAAUUAAUGACAAUAUUGGUUUAAAAGAAAAUCAACGAUUGGACUUUAUGAAUCUUCUUGAGCAUAUUAAACAACAACCAAAACAUAAAGUAUAUUAUCAACAACUUAAUGAACUAAAAGUUAUUUCCGAUCGAAUUAAAGUGGAACUAGAGAAUUAUUCAAAAGCAGAAGAUACUUUUAAGGAUUUUAUAAAACAUGUAAUUGAUACACAUGACUAUCUAACUUAUCUUAUCAAUACGCUAGACGAUCAGACAAUAAUCACUUCCGCCUUCGAUGCAAUAGCCAGAUUGAAUAAUAUUCGUUUUUAUAUUUGGAAAACAAAUUCAAAUAAUGAAUUGAUUUUAUUUCGGACCAAUGAAGAGAAAGUCAUCAAACCACAACAAACUGUACAUUUAUCAUAUCCAACAAGUUCUGCACCGUUUCAAAAGCUUAUUGAUGUUACUAACAAAUGUUUGCCAAAAGAUAAACGUGAAUCUCUCAAACAAGGGCAUGAAAACCUACUUAUUGAUUUAAUUGUUCAACCCACAAACGACUACAGUUUGGAUAUUGAUCAUAUACGUUUUAGUCCUCGUGAUCAACAAUUCUAUGCACGUAUAUAUCAUCCACAAACGUAUCAAGUUACCGCUCUUCUCGAUGGAAAUGGAAGCAUCAAAUAUAUAUUUUAUAAUCAGCAAUAUGAACCUUUGGCGGUCAUGGACUGGAGCAAAUACUUGAAUGAAUUAAGCAUUCAUGGUAGGCAUGGUACGACCUUACGGUUUGGAAGUACGUUGGCACGUGAACAACCACGAAGCCAAAUGAAAAUAAAACCAAUGCAUGGAUUCUAUGAAGAUUUUUCUAAAACUUCAUUCGAAGAAAGAUGGUUGAUUGAGACAGUUAAUAAUUGGAAACGAAUGCCUGGAUGUCUUAGUCAUACAGGUAAAUCACGUGAUAGUUUAAUACUACAAAACGAAUGGAUAGACGAAUAUUCAGCUGGAUUCCACGUACUGUUAGAUUUAAAAUCUGACGCUAAAAUAGAAAUUAAAUGUCAUCAGCAUUCAAUCAUAGUAGAAUGUCUUAAUUCAGACAAAACAAAUUUAAUUGUCAAUCAUAAAAGUAUCAGUUCAGUGCCGUCUUCUGGCGAAUAUUUGAUAGUCGCUGAAGGAAAUCGAUUAUGGUUAUGGAUAAACGGUCAACUGCAAAUAGACCAAGCAUUUGAAGUUCGUGUCAAUAAUUCGAAUUAUUUAUCGCUAAACUUAACUGGAAAUGUUUCUCUCAGUCAACUUUUUCUGUUUAGCAAGGCUGCAAUUGAUGUAGUCUAUAAAAAUAUUUUAGAUGAAGAAUUACAAACUAUUCAAUUGGAAAGCUCUCGAUCGGCUAUUGUUUCUCAAACAUUAUACGAUGAUUUAGGUCGACAGGCAAUAGUGAUUAAGCCAACACAAAUUAUUGUUGAUGAUGAUAAACCUCUACUAGCAUUUCAGAAUGAUUUUAUUCAAAAUGGACUUAUUCAUCAAAAUAAUAAUGUUUGGCAAACUGGCAAAUUAAUCGGUACAGUCAACAAAUUCAAUCCAAAGGAUGAAGGUUAUUGUUAUUCGGAAGUUCGAUAUGCAGACAAUCCAUUGAAUGAGAAGAGUAGUACGGGACAGCCAGGACGUUUAUUUAGAGUGAACGAAAUUGGUUGUUUGAAAUACACACGUGAUGCUCAAUCCAGCUUUAUUAAUUUAUUAUUUCCAAGUACAAAAGGCUACUCAGUACAAGUUUGUAUUCAACCAAAUGGAACAAAACAAAUCACUGUAUUAAAUUUACGUGGAAAUCAAGUAGGAUUGUAUGUCUAUACUAACAUGGGAAAUAAUUUGUUGACUACAUAUGAAUAUAAUGAUGAAGAUCGACUUAUUAAAGUGUUACCACCUGCUUAUCAUGCACAUCGCGAUAUUGGUACUUUAAGUCAAGUAAUACCCUACGCACAAUUGAUGAAUCAAUGGCAAGCAAACGAACAACAACGAAAGCUUCAAAAUAAUUUUUCUACUAGAAUGACUUAUGACAAAGAUGGACAAGUUAUUGAAAGAAUUUCACCAGAUACAAGUAAACAGAUUUUAAUUUAUAGUCGUGAAAAAUUGUUACGAUUUAUUUUACAAUAUGAUAUUAAUGGUAAAUCGUGUCGAGUAGUGUAUAAUCAAUAUGAUACAAGAGGUGAUCUUGCUAGUCAAGGAUAUAGUACGGAAUGCUUAAGUCAAGAAGAUUUGCAAAAUCUUGCUAAUAAUUACGGUGAUUUACCUAAAGCAAUUCCUUACCUUCAAACAGUCAAGAAUAACAAUUCGACAAAUGCAAGCUUUAGAAGUAAAUCAGUCGUUUCAAUAAUAGUCCAACUGGGAGGAAUAUGGAGAGAGUCCUCAACUUAUUUACAAGAAGGAAAACUAUCCACUAGGGAAAUAACGACGUUUAGCGAUAAUAUAUCACACACUCAUCGUGUCGAUUAUACUUAUUUUGGUGAACAUGUUUCCAGUAUCACUUAUCCGAUGUUAUAUAAAAAUCAGCCACUAAUCGUUGCUUAUUCACGUAAUAAACAAAAUCGAAUAACUGCGAUAGGAACACCUGAUAAUGUAGAGCAAUGGGCAAAAUUUAAUUACUCUGCACAUGGACAAGUUUCGGAUGAAAUGCAUAUUUCAAACAGUUUUGCCACCCAUUAUGAUUAUAAUUCUCCUGGAUAUUUAGAAACUCUUCAAAAUAAAUAUCUCAAUGAAAUUGUUUAUUAUACCGAAGGAAGUUAUGGUCAAGGUGGAUUUUUUGAUGGUACUAUUGCACGAACACAAUUUAAAGCACUAUGGCUUGAUGAUUGUGAUAGACGCCGUUUGUCAUUAAGUCCAGAAACUUUUCGAGAACGUCUAGAAACAGCUGGAACGCAUAUAACUCUAAAACAAGCUGAAUAUUACUUAAAACUCUUGGAAAAUGCUGGCUUUCUCGACAAAAACCGACGUGUCAUCAAAGCAUUUUUGCCAAGAGAGUCUGCUUUGUAUUUACCUCGUGACUGUGGGGGAACUUUUGGUUAUAAAUUAGCAGAGCUUUUAAACAAGUGUUUUACGCAAGAUUAUGGUCAUCAAUAUAGUUAUGGUAAUCAUAUGGAACUUGUGAAAGCAAAAUAUAUUGUGGGUGACAAGAGUUUAAAACCUAUUCAACCAUCUAGCUUUGAAGCAAAAUCAAGUGGAAUUACUUCAAAAGAUUCACAAUUAAUUUGGGAAAUAUUGGUUGACGAGAAUUACAUUCAACCGGACAACGAUGAUGGAAUCCAUUUACAAGGAAAAGUGAAUACAGAUAGAUGGAUUGAUUAUGAAGCAUUAAAAAAGAACUUAGGACAAUUUGCUGAUUAUGAUCAUCUACUUGCUACGGUACUACAAAAAUAUAUUUCACAAAGAGCAAUUUUAUUAUUCGAAAAAUUCCAAAAAAUCUUUUUAACUUGGUUACAAGUUGAUACAGAUACACAACCAAAAUCGAUUGCAAUUUAUCUCGAAACGGCAAAAGAUAUCUGGACAAUUCUCUCGAACAAAGGAUAUUUGUAUUCGACAAAUAAGUCAUGCUCUCUGUUUAAAGAAGAAUUUUAUCAAAAACUUACGAAUUAUCAGAUAUUCAUACCUGAAAUCAUAGGUGUCCUUCAGGAGCACUCUUCGUGUCAAAUGGGCGAAUCGGCUUGUGAUGUUGAAGCUUAUAUGAUUGAUGAAAAUGGAAAUCAUCGUCAUUAUUGGACAGGUUAUUCACGUUAUGAAUUGCAAUACAAUGAAACGAACAAUCAAAUUGAAUAUAUCGAUUAUAAAUCUAUGUCAAGAGAUCAAACAAAAACAAGUUUUAAAAUGAUACAUGAUGCAUUGGGAAAUGUAACGAAAGCAGAACAUCGAGGAAUCAUGGAAAUUAUCUAUGAUCCAACUACAAAUCGGCCUAACAUAAUUAAAUUACAAGAUGGUCGUCAAAUUUCUUACGAUUAUGAUGUUCAGGGUGAACGAGUUCGAAAACAUGUCAUUAAUGGAAAAGGAGAAAAACUCAAGGAAGUUUUGUACUUACGUGAUGGUGAAGGACGUUCAUUAGUGGAAAAAGUAAUUGAUUUGGCUGAUUCUGAACGUUAUGAACAAUAUACGGGCUACAUAUAUGGUCCUAAAGGUCUUAUUGGUUUCAUAAGAAACGACCAGUUUUAUAGUGUUAUCUGUGAUCAUGAAGGAUCCAUCCGAUUAAUUGUCAAAAAUCAAGAAGUAGUAGCCGCUUAUGAUUAUCUUCCUUAUGGUAAUUUAAUACGACAAUAUGGCAUUCCUCAAGUACAAAUUGCUUAUCGAUAUACUGGCCAAGAAUGGGACGAAGAAACAGGCUUGUACAAUUAUCAUGCACGAUUGUAUGAUCCAGAUAUUGGUCGAUUCUAUCAAAUUGAUCCUCAAGAACAAUAUGCUAGUCCUUACAAAUAUGCUGGAAAUUCUCCAGUUUCAAUGAUUGAUCCAAGUGGUGAAAUUGCCUUUUUGCCUAUCAUGAUUGGACUAGGAUUGCUUGGUGGUUAUUUAGGAGGAAGUGCAGCAAACAAUAAUUGGUGUCCUUGGGAAUGGGAUAUGACGAAGGCUAGUACUUAUAUAGGAAUUGGUGGUGGUAUAUUAACUGGCGCAUUAGCACCCGUAGGAUUUGUAGCUUCACUUAGUACCCUAGUGGCUUUGGGAUUCACUGCUGCUGGAGCUAUCGCUACUGGAGGUUUGAUUGGUGCAGCUACUAUGUAUUUGGGAAUGGCAGCGGCAAAUAAUAAUUGGAAUCCGGUGCAAUGGCAAUGGAGUCGACCGAUGACCUGGAGUAGUGGUUUCCAAGGAUUUGUUUUUGGAGCUAGUGCAAUAGGCGGAAUCGGUGCUUGGCACCAAUACUAUACCACUCUUGGAGUAGGUAAAUGGGUAUUGGCCAUUAGUAGUGGAACACUUUCAAUCGGCAUGGCAUAUCUAAGCUGUGCGGCAGCCAAUGGUAGUUUUUCUGUUAAACAAUGGAGACUAAGUCCAGGUACAGUAUUCGCUGGAUUUGGGGGUGCUUUCGGUGGAUUUAUGGCACCCUUAGGAUUUGUGUAUACAGGAAAAUUCAUCAGUUCGUUUGAAUCUACCAAUGCUCGACUAUUAAUUGGGUGCGCAACAGUUGCUUCAGGUGUAGGUACAGCCUAUUUAUUUGGUAGUGCCGCUAAUAAUAGUUUUAGUAGCUGGGAUAUGUCAUCACCUAAAACUUAUGAAUCAAUCAUCGGUGGACUUUUAUUAGGUAUUAGUUUACCUGGAUUACCAAAAGCAUUCAAAGAUGGUUUGAAAAAUACUUCGAAAGGUUGGACACGUAUUAAGAACAAAGAACAUUUUAGAAAUAGAAUGUAUGAAUCGGAUCAAAUACUUGCAAAUGAAAUUCUUGAAACGGUCGAUGCACAGGUUAGAGAUCAAAACCCUAAAGCGCCAAAACCAACUAAAGAUGGUGCUAUUUGUAUUGUAACAACUGAAGACGGAAAAAAAUUUUAUGCCUUUUCCGGUCCAGAUGGAAAAGCAGUUUUUCAUGGAGAAAUUCCUGUAGGUGGUGCUAAUGCAGAUAUUCAACCUAAGGUCACUUAUUCACCAAGCACUGAUAUGCCAUUUUCUCUAGUAGAGGAAGCACUGGGCAUUACCCAGGCGACGGUAUCGGAGCAAGCGCAGCAAUCUGGGAUGCCGAUUGAAAGAAAUCAAACUCAACCUCGUGCUCCAGGAAAUUGCGGAGAACCACGCGCUAUGGUCUUAGCGUUGAAAGCUGGCAAUACGACACAACGCAUAUCAUCAUUUAGUACAUUUCAAAGAACUGCAAAUGGCGCAAUUCCAAUGGAUGCAUGCGGUAAUUGUCAACAAUAUGUUCCUGGAAACAUAUAUACAGAAAGUGUUUUUCAUAAUCCUUUUCAAAAGUCAUUUCAUUAUGUGAUCUUCUCAGUACAAUUUUCAAUGCAGCAACUUCAUUGGAAUAGUAGCAAGGAAUCUCCGAAAAAAAAUGCUUGA